UUUCAACGAAUUGCGAAAUGUGAUGCAAUAUAGAGACAAACGAAGAGAAGCGCUUCCCCACGCGUUCUCGCGAUUCUUUCAUUCUGGUUGCAAUGUUCUCGAUUCGCACUACAUACAUCCGUUGGACUUUGGUGGCAUCGGAUCGCCCUAAAGGCGUCACUCGAUUCGUAGUUUCCGUGAACGACAACCACUAACACAGCUCUCUGGUAGUCGAACUGGCAUCUAUUUUUGUUUCGAACCGCUAGUGAGACUGGUCAGUCGUAAUAGAUUAGUAGCGUGAAGAUAGUUGCAUGCCUUUUUGCAUCGGCUAUGGUGUCCAUUCAGCUGACCGUCGAGGAGCGUGAAGCGAAAGAGUACUGGACAGCGCUAUUCAUGGCUCUCGACACGCCGGGCGAUGAGGGCACGGCAGCGGAUCUGGAAGCCGAGCUGCCACCCUGGUACGAUGAGGCCAAGUUUAAGCGUGGCCAAAGGUUCUACAAGGACAACCGCUUUGGCAUCCUACAGGCAACGUUCUGCAGUCUGCUGGUACUGCUGGCCGAUCCGAAAGGUUUGCGCAUACUUGAGCACACCGGCAAGUCGAACACGAUGGAGACGGCCCGUAAACGCUACGUGUCCACCUUGAAACACGUGAGCGAUUGGUACGAGUGUGAUCUGGAACCUGGAUCAAGAUCCUGGAAAUCUUUACAACAAGUACGUCGAAUGCAUCUGAGUGCAUCACGCAGUGCCACCAAACGGCAGCUCGGGUUCAUUAGUCAGCCCGAAAUGGCACUGACAACGUUCGGAUUCAUGGGCUUUCCACUGGUGCGACCGCACUUGCUCGGCAUCCGGUAUGAUAACCGUGAGGAUCUCGAGGCGUUCGUACAUCUGUGGGCGGUGAUCGGGUUUAUGCUGGGUGUGCACGAUCACUGCAACAUGUGCCUGUUCCGUCUGGAGGUAGUGGACCAGAUCUGCCGGAUGGCGAUCCGGUAUGUGUUUAUGCCAUCGCUGCAACUCGAGACAACACUGUUUAAACAAAUGGUGGGAGCCAUUACCGAUGCCUACACCGGCUACAUGCCGUUCAUGUCGUACGAGAGCGUCCUGUUUCUGACACGACGUUUGGUCGGUGUUCCUGGCUAUCAAUACGCGCUCGACCGGAAAAAGGAGACCAUCUGUCGGUCAGUACUAACGAAGGCGGAAAUAGAAACGAUUGUCGCGCAUAUGGCACCGAAGGACUGCUAUAGGCCGGUUAUGGCGAUGUAUCGAGCCAUUUUCUGUGAGCAGAUUCGUCUUUUCAAAGUCAAAGAAGUGUCAAACGGUCGGAAGGAAAUGAACGAAAACUACAUGUUGCCGGUCGAGGACUUAUGCGGUACCUACACCAAGCUUAACAAUAACGAAAAUGAUUGCAAUGGAAAUUUGAACGGAUGCGAAGCGGAUAUUAGAGAGCUACUUGGCUUAAAGCACAACCAGGAGCUAAUUGUGACGCACGUAGACAACGAAGACGAGUGGGACACGUACCUGAAUGAUAGCCAACUGAAGCAACUGUCGCUCGGUGGACAACACAACGUAAAGUUUACCAUCCAGACGCUGAACAUGUGCUACAACACCAUCGGUCGGUAUGUGAACGAAGCCGCACUGUCUCUCAUUCUGUAUCGUUUGAAAAAGCUUUACCCCUCUUGAGCAAUGAUCGCCGUCACGCUCUCGUACGUAUAUUUUCUAUUUGUGAUAGAGAUUUCCUCGUUUAACGAAAAGCAAUAAUCCUACCUGGAUACACCAGUGAAAAACGAGUAGAAAAGAGCUUAGAAUACUAGCAAUAGAUAUUAAUUAAUAGAUGCUAAAGCAAAUUCUUUUAAUGAUUUAAAAAUAUAAAUGGGUAAAC
This is a messenger RNA of Anopheles aquasalis, 1855 nucleotides long. RefSeq lists its product as uncharacterized. The record is from RefSeq and is a predicted model, not a curated record. Lineage: Eukaryota; Metazoa; Arthropoda; Insecta; Diptera; Culicidae. Gene Ontology annotation, molecular function: oxidoreductase activity.